Xenopus laevis (African clawed frog) is the source of this 2221-nucleotide messenger RNA. RefSeq names its product coiled-coil domain containing 102A S homeolog (gene ccdc102a.S). The transcript is spliced from 9 exons. The record is from RefSeq and is marked provisional. Lineage: Eukaryota; Metazoa; Chordata; Amphibia; Anura; Pipidae. Gene Ontology annotation, cellular component: myosin complex. Bases 367 to 1941 code for a protein of 524 amino acids.
CCCGCCUCCAGGUCUCGCUCAAUCUAUUAAGUUUUGGAAGCCUGGGUCACAAAUAUUUGUAUGUUGGAUUCUUUCCAAAGGAGCAACCAAUUAACUAACCAAAUUGUUCACCACAGUAUUAGACUGGCCCUGAUGACAUACAUAUUGGAUCAGAGAUUCUCCUUAGUUUAAGUCUGACCUUGGCAUUAGUAGCUAGGAUCCUGGCACUGUCUGAGGGGGUGCAGGGACUCCAGAUAAAGGAGCCUGUCCCCCUCAGACAGCUAUCAUUUUCUGCUGUUUUAAAUUACUCACUUGCUGCAUUGCUUUCACGACAGCCUCCCUGAUACCUUUUUGUUCUUAAUCUUCCAAACUAUAUUAUAAGCCAAUAUGAGUCAGAGUAGUGAUCCCAGUCCACGGUUAGUAGAGUCUCCUCUGCUGCUUCAGAGCUCAGACCUUUUCUGCAAUUUAGACAUCCCUCAGCUUGAACGUAUACGUCAUCCAGACUCCCUUACUCCAUCUCCAAAUAGUGUACCCCCAUCCCCUAUGCUCCCAAUUCCUGUUUCUGUUCCAAACGGAGACUGGGAAAGCCGCGAGGAACUGCGCCUUCGAGAACUAGAAGAAGCAAGAGCUCGAGCCGCUCAAAUGGAGAAAACUAUGCGAUGGUGGUCAGACUGUACAGCUAACUGGAGGGAGAAGUGGAGUAAAGUAAGAGCAGAGCGCAAUAAGGCAAGGGAAGAAGGAGCUCAGCUCAGGAGUCGGCUUGAAAUCCUUAGUAAAGAACUGGGAGCCUUGAAAAGAGAAAGGCAAGAAGCAGCCACUGAAACAGAGCAACUCCGAAAGGAGCUAGAGAGACUACAAGGAAAAGCAAGAGUGUUAGUGUCCAAUGAUCAUGAUAUAGAGGAGCCAGUAAGAGAUGUGGAAAUUGAGAAACUCACAAAAAACAAGGACUCAGACCUUGAUAAUAGUGUGCGGCUUGAGUGCUGGGAGAUUCAGAAUGGGGGACCUUCACGCAGCCCUAGGCCCCGUAACUGGGAAGACGUGAGUCCCAGUGAGGACGACACAACAAAAAUCACAGCACUUAAACUGAGGCUAGAUGAAAGCCAGAAGGUGCUGCUAAAAGAAAGGGAAGAUAAGAUGCUGCUCAAUAAAACCAUUGAGAAGAUGGAAGCAGAAAUCAGUCAGUGGAAAAUGAAAUGUGAAGAGCUGAACAAAUCCAGACAGGAGGCAGUUAAGCAGCUCACUCUCCUAAGGGAGCGCCACCAGGAUGAGUUGGGACGGAUUUCUGAGGAUCUUCAAGAUGAACUUGGUGUUCGAUCCAGCAUGGACAAGAAACUUGCAGAGCUCAGAGCUGAGAUGGAGGGACUUCAAGCUGAGAAUGCAGAAGAGUGGGGCCGGCGGGAAAGGCUGGAGACAGAGAAACUGAACCUCGAGCGGGAAAACAAGAAGCUGAGGCUUCAGAUUCAAGACCUGGAGGAGAUUCUAACUCGAAAAAGAAGACAGAGCGCCAGUGCUCUUGAUACGGACCUGAAGUCAAUCCAGGCAGAGCUCUUUGAGAAGAAUAAGGAGCUAUCAGAUCUGCGCCACAGUCAUUCUAAGUUAAAAAAGCAAUACCACGAGAGGAGUUCAGAGUUCAGUCAUGCCAAUCGCCGUGUAGAACAGCUAGAGAGUGAAGUAAAGAAGCUCCGGCUACGUGUGGAGGAACUGAAGAAGGAACUAGGCCAGGCUGAGGAUGAGUUAGAUGAGGCCCAAAACCAGAUACGGAAGUUACAGAGAACACUGGAUGAGCAAACAGAGCUAAAUGAAAAUCUUCAGGUUCAACUUGAACAUGUACAGUCAAGGCUGAGGCGACAGCAAAAUCCACCUCUAUUCGGGAAGCUACGUGCUUCGCGAUUCAGCAAUGAUGAUGCUGUGGACCUAGGAAGUGAUCCGGAUGAGGAUGAUCUACAAAUUCAAGUACCCUAGGGGCCAGCACUCAAGGACUACAUUAGAAGUACUAAAUAUAGUCUUAUUUUCUGAUGGAAUUGCCAGUGUUUUUUAAAAUUUGCAAUAAGGACCUACAUUGAGGCUCUUUAAUGAGACUGUACCCAGGGCAAUUUCUGCUAAGCUCCAAAACAAGCCGUAAUGGGAUCUGACUUCAAAAGUUUGUUUUUUAUUAAGUUGAAAAUGGUAAUGAAAUUCAAGCAAAAGUGUUUUUAUACCCUUUUGCUAAUUAUUUUUUAUACAUUAAAUCUCAAAAAUGGAA